AUGGCAAAGUACGAGGCAUGUAUCAUGGGAAUUCGUGAGGCCAUAGAUCGUAAAAUCAAGGUGCUAGAGGUAUAUGGAGACUCUGCAUUGGUGAUCUAUCAGUUCAAAGGGGAAUGGGAGACGAGAGAUCCCAAACUUAUCAAUUAUCGAAAGUUAGUUUUGGAAUUAAUUGAGCAGUUUGAUGACGUCACUUUCUUUUAUCUCCCGCGUGAUGAAAAUCAGAUGGCCGAUGCCCUGGCUACAUUAGCUUCUACGAUCAGAAUAAAUAAACAAGGUGAUAUGAAGCCAAUUCAGAUGAGUAUUUGUGAUGCUCCAACUCAUUGCUGCAAUAUAGGCGAAGAAGAUGAGAGAGAUAACCAUUCUUGGUAUCAUGACAUUCUGCGAUAUGUGAAGAAUCAUGAAUACCCCGAUCAAGCCACUGAAAAUGACAAGAGAAUAUUGAGAAGGCUCGCUAAUGACUAUAUCUUAGAUGGAGAAAUCCUGUAUAAAAAGAGGAAGGAUCAGAUACUAUUAAGGUGCGUUGACGCUGUGGAAGCGAAGAAAAUCUUGGAAGAAGUCCAUGAAGGUGUUUGUGGAAUGCAGGCCAAUGAGUUUACAAUGGCUAGGCAGAUCAUGAGAUUUGGGUACUACUGGUCUACGAUGGAGGGAGAUUGCAUCAGUUACGCCAAGAAGUGCCAUAAGUACCAAAUUUAUGGGGAUAAUGUAACAGCCUAA
Gossypium arboreum is the source of this 714-nucleotide messenger RNA. RefSeq lists its product as uncharacterized. The record is from RefSeq and is a predicted model, not a curated record. The transcript has a single exon. Gene Ontology annotation, molecular function: RNA-DNA hybrid ribonuclease activity; nucleic acid binding. Lineage: Eukaryota; Viridiplantae; Streptophyta; Magnoliopsida; Malvales; Malvaceae. Bases 1 to 714 code for a protein of 237 amino acids.